Molecule: messenger RNA, 3825 nt
Organism: Fusarium redolens
Lineage: Eukaryota; Fungi; Ascomycota; Sordariomycetes; Hypocreales; Nectriaceae
Exons: 4
Coding region: 90-3767 (1225 amino acids)
Biological process (GO): protein phosphorylation
Molecular function (GO): protein kinase activity; protein binding; ATP binding
Source: RefSeq, a predicted model, not a curated record
ACCAAAUCAACACAUUGUCUCUGUCCCGCUAUUUCUAACAGACUCAAAAGCUUCGCUGUUCACCAACCCUAGUAACAAUUAGUCUCAUCAUGCUGCCCGUCGCCCCCAUGGACCAAUUGCAGCUUCCGGAGCUAGUAAGGGAUACAGAACUACGGACUCGAUUUGAAACUCCCUACACUAUACAUGAGUUUCUUGAAGCUCCUCACUCUCUUGCCCCCGCACGGCGAGAAGUUUGGAAGAGAGUCAAAACAAUUGGCCAAGGCGGGUUCUCAUACGUCUGCCUUGAAGAAUGUGUCCAGGGACAUGCAGAAGACACACCGCAAUCGCGUGCGGUCAAGGUAAUAUCUUCGAGGCAAGAUGCUGAUGCCAUGUCGUAUUCUCGGGAGUUGGAGGCUGUAGCCAAAUUCUCUCAAAAAAAGUUCAUGACUUACUUUGUGAAAUCAUUUGGCUGGUAUCGGGGGCCAGAGGACCUUUUCAUAUCACUUGAGUAUUUCCCUCUAGGGGACUUGCAGUCCUAUAUGAAUCGGACAUCGCUUCUUCCUGAGGAUGAGGUUCGACAAAUCACCCGACAAAUUCUCUAUGCGCUCAGCAUUUUGCAUGAGGAAGGAUUUGCACAUCGAGACCUGAAACCUGCUAAUAUAUUAAUCAAAUCUUGCCCUCCUUCUGCCUGGUGGAUUAAACUCAGUGACUUUGGAUUAAGUAAAAGAGCCAGUGUUACGCAGAUGCCCAGUGUUGCAGGUGGAACUCCUGGGUUUAUGGCGCCGGACGUUAUAGAAAUACUGCACUAUCGGGAAAGUGGUGCCAUGAGUGGUCCACCGUCUAUUCCCCAUGAUGUAUGGGUUGCUGCCGAUCUUUGGAGCAUGGGGGAGACUCUUGUUCGGAUGGCAUCAGGCAAGGCGACAUUUCGAUCACUCGAGCACCUAAUGGGCUUCUAUUUGGGUAGGAUACCAUUUCCACUUCCCCAGUCAAAGGGUUCAGGGCUGAGUCUAGAUAUGCUUGAUUUUAUUCAACAAGCCAUGACUGCCAAAGCCACUGACCGUAUCACCUCUCACGCGGGCCUGUCACACCCCUGGGUCGAAGCAUCAGUAGAUCUUAAGACUAGGUCCUUGGUCUUUCCCCUUCAACCUCCUACUGAAAGUCUUUCGAAUGGUCCAGUUUCUGAAAGAGAGUACCGAAGUUGGACCACGUCUGAGUUCGCAGAAAACACAAACCCGGUUGUGGCGAACUCAGUGUCACGGGUGGUGGGGGUGUCGCAGAAUAUGACAUUCCAGCCGCCGGUCAGGCGUAAACCACUUCCUAGCCAACGGAUCAUUGGUGAUAAAAGCCUUUCCAAUCCAGCAACUGAGGUCUCGGUUAAAGUUUCUUCACUUGUUGAAACGCAGACCGAACUGGGCUUUCUUUCAGCCCCAGUUCCAAUUACCUUGACGUCUGAACAUUCUCAGGUGUUUAUGGAUGAGCCUCCUAGGCUUGAGUCUGUUGCGGAUAACAACAGCGUUGAUGUCGCAGAACCUGUGAUCAAUGAUCAAUAUUUACAAUUGAACGAGAUUUUACUUGAGACCGGACGGGUCCAUUUGCAAUCAAGUCCGUUGCAGCCAGUGAAGGCUUUCAAGGAGAAAGUACAUUGUGUCGAGUUCUUGCCCGAUUCACGAAGGUUAUUUGUUGCAACAGGCAAGGAUCUUGGUUGUUUUGAUGAGCUUAAUCAGCCGGUCAAAACGAAACGACUUGAUAGCUCUCACAGUAUCACCUGCCUAGCUAUAAGCCCGGAUUCAUGCUACGCCGCCCUGGCGACGGACCACGGAGAGCUUCAAGUCGCUGAGCUGAGGACUGGGCUCGUGUUCCACACUAUUUCAACACUACAAUCUAGACCACGACACGUUGCUUUCUCGAACAAUAGUCAGCUCAUCGCCUGCGCCCUUAACGAUAAGUCACUCAUUCUUGUCAAACUUUCAACUGGAUAUGUCGUCAAAAAGCUCAAAAGCUUUAUUUCGGGUCACAAGGGACCAGUGACCUGGUCUUCAUUCACGAGGGAAGGGCGCAUUCUUUCACUUUGCGCUGGUGGUUACCUCUGUGCUUGGGAUAAUACAGAUGACUACAAGCUCAGACAAAGGGUUUCAGUAGGAGAUACCCUCGUUCAGGCCUCUGCUAAGUUCUCGGAUACCAUCGCGUUUGCGGCAGGUGAAAUUGUCCGCAUUUGGCACACCGAACCACAAUUGACCAACAGAUUCCAUCACGACAUUACAUACAGAAACGGUAUCGUCGGGUCUUUGGACUUCUUGUCGUGUGGAACCCGCUUACUACUAGGUCGUGAAUAUGGCACCUUCGAGCUAUGGAGGCUUACCGAGCCCCCCGAGCUAAUUGUCACACUAUCAGGGCGAGAUUGGAGUCCUACUUGGACCCUUUGCACGACAUCGUUAUCUUCCAACACAUCUCAACUUGCCAUGACAAACCUAGAUGGAACGGUGCGCACUUUGGACAUUCGAAAUGCCAUUCGGGUCGACACUAUCCGAAUGCAUGCUAGUCUUGCUGUGUUUACAAGUAUUUCAGGCGACGGAACCAAAGUUGCUUCUAUCUGUCCGAAGCCCUCAUCCAUGAAACACACAGCCUAUCAUCGAACUGUAAUUAUUUGGGAUUUACAAACAGAAUCUGCCAUGCACUUCCUACAGAUUAAAACCAACAGCAUACACGAUGCGAUUUUCUCGCCAGAUUCACAGAAACUCGCGGUUAUCUCAACUAAUGGAUCUGCCACGAUAUGGGCAGUCGGUACCGGCAAAUUAACCAACGUGGUUGGUCGGCCUUUCCAUUCGGACUACACUUUGGCCUGCGCAACAAUAUCGUCUGACUUUGGUCUUCUGGCGACUGUUGAGUACAAUAAGAUCCAUUGGGGAAUUCGUGUUUGGAAUGUCGAAAACGGGACUACAAGAUGUUUUCUUGGCUGGUAUGAGAUCACUAAGCAAUCAUACCUGGAAUCCAAGGCUGCGUUGCGAGAAGCUCCCAAAGCCCUCAGGUUCCUGAACGACUCGUCAAGGCUUGUAGGUGGCAAUUGGCACGGUAUCUACGUCUGCGAUAUUGGCCAAGGAAGCAUGCAGUAUUAUUCAUCGGAGACAUCGAAGCAAGCUCAUCAGGAUCCCAUGGGCAAAUUGAUAAAACAAAAUACCGGGGAAGCCAUCAAGGAGUGUUUUAAUGUUUCGCUACGAGAAAGGAAAAUCGCUCAAGAGCCCUACCGUUGGAAUCACGACUUGGCCGUUUCGCCGGACUCCGAAACUGCCGCCUUUUUAUCAGCCGAUGGCACGGCGUAUUUGUAUGAUCUCAAAACCCAGCAAGAGCCAACUGUGUUUCAGGGCUGGUACGGCUCAGGCAAAGUGGCCAUCUCACCAAAUUGGCAAUUUCUUGUAACGACGUCGCAUGAAAACAAAGUCCUCAUCUGGGACAUUUCUUCGGGGGAUAUUAUCGAAAUCCUCCAUACAGCUGAGUCUCCAGCGAGGGCCGUCAUGUUCUCAUCUGACUCAAGGCUCAUCUUCAUCCUAUCAGAGGGAGGACUUCUCGUGUACGAUACCGGAUCUCCGCAACCCCCGAGUAUAAUUCCAGGGUUUCCAUCCUAUGUGCGAUCACUAUCGUUUUCACCCAAGUUGGGGCGAGUAAUAGUUGCUUCUGCAAGCGAUGGCGUACAGAUUUGGGACUAUAGUAAGGGUUUAAUUAUUCAAACUUUUAAUGGCUAUAAAUCCAGACUUAAGACAUCUGAGAUAUUGUUUUCAGGUAGAAUCUUUUAGGUUUUAGUAUUUUAAUAGCUUAAUUUAUUUCUUUAUACCUCAAGGGAGGAUUCUACCU